UGUCACAUUAACGCGGGAAAGUAAAUCACCGGCAAAAAGACACGUGCCGAUAAUAAUUCGUCUUUAAGUGGUUUCGGGUAUCCAGCAGAAUAUGUUUUCAUUACCUUCUUAGGACACAUGACGUGUAAUUUAGGAUAAAACGCUGGAGCAGCCUUCUUUAGGGAAAUUAGUAUAUACUCUUGUAGCAAAAUGGAUUUGAAUAAGUUUAACAUUGAUGCACCUCGAUGGGACCAAUCUACCUUUAUUGGACGCCUUAAACACUUCUUUAAUAUCACGGAUCCUCGAACUGUGCUGUUGUCUAAUGCUCGGCUAGAUGAAGCCAAAUCACUUGUAGAAAAAUGCAGGGCGGGUACUGUACCACCUGGCACCACAGAAGAGCAGCUUCAUUAUGCCAAAAAGUUAUAUGAUUCCGCUUUUCACCCAGACACAGGAGAUCGCAUGAAUCUGAUUGGUCGGAUGUCCUUUCAGGUCCCUGGCGGUAUGGCGAUCACUGGAUUUAUGUUGCAGUUCUACAGAACAGUACCAGCAGUUGUGUUUUGGCAGUGGGUAAACCAGUCGUUUAACGCCUUAGUAAACUACACCAACAGGAAUGCAGCAUCGCCUAUCACCCCAACACAGAUUGGCAUUGCUUAUUUAACAGCCACUAGCACCGCCCUGGCCACAGCAGUGGGGCUGAACCUUUACACCAAGAAAGCUCCCCCACUGGUGGCUCGGUGGGUUCCUUUCGCUGCUGUGGCUGCAGCCAACUGUGUGAACAUCCCAAUGAUGAGACAGCAAGAAGUACUCAACGGAAUUACAGUAAUGGAUGAAAAUGACAACAAAUUAGGGUGCUCACGGAAAGCUGCCGUGAAGGGGAUUACACAGGUGGUCAUUUCCAGAGUUGCCAUGGCAGCCCCAGGAAUGAUUAUUUUGCCAAUUAUAAUGGAGAGGCUGGAGAAGUAUCCUUUCAUGCAGAGAAUCAAGUUUCUUCAUGCACCAAUGCAAGUGAUGAUGGUGGGAGUUUUCUUGAUCUUCAUGGUGCCUGCCGCCUGCUCUCUUUUCCCUCAGAGAUGUUCAAUAGCUGUGUCCAAGCUGGAGCCAGAUCUAAGGGAGUCCAUUCAGGAACGCUACGGGAAUACUCUGAAGUACGUUUACUUCAACAAGGGACUGUAACUGCACCGAGUUCAGAACUGUCAGCAGCACUGGCCAGUGGAUAUGGACACUUCACCUGUUACACUAGGUCUUUUUAAAUUGUUGGUUUUAUCGAAGUGUGCUGUCUUCAUGGAGUCGUAUGUCUUUACCUGGCAAAUACUGUUAAUGUAAUAACAUACUUGAAUCAGGCAAUUUUUGAAGAAUAAAUUUCACUUGAAAUUAAA
Molecule: messenger RNA, 1355 nt
Organism: Polypterus senegalus (gray bichir)
Lineage: Eukaryota; Metazoa; Chordata; Cladistia; Polypteriformes; Polypteridae
Gene: sfxn2
Product: sideroflexin 2
Exons: 12
Coding region: 190-1152 (320 amino acids)
Biological process (GO): serine import into mitochondrion; monoatomic ion transport
Cellular component (GO): mitochondrial inner membrane
Molecular function (GO): monoatomic ion transmembrane transporter activity
Source: RefSeq, a predicted model, not a curated record